GGAAAUCAACAAAUGAAAUUGUCGUUCGCUUUUACGGUGGCCCAAUUGGUUCUGUAUUAAUAAAGCGAGGUUGGCUUUUCUUUUGAACACGCCUCCAAGUGGGUGCGUGGAGAGUAGUGAUAUUCGCGAAAGUUUUGUAAUUCGAAACUAAGCAGUUCACUCGGAGGAAACCCACGAGAGGAACAUGAAAACUCCCCACAGACGAGUUCGAACCCACGGCCGAACCACAAACCCGAGAGCUGUGGGACACCAGCGCUAUGCCUUCCGCCACCGCCUGAAAAUGGCAACGUUGAAACUGAUGAGAGCCAUCAGAGUGUCGGAGUUUGGGGGGCCCUCGGUUUUAAAACUUUGCACGGACGUUCCUGUCCCAAAGCCAGCUCAGAAACAGGUAUUGAUCCAAGUCCACGCUUGCGGAGUGAAUCCUGUGGAGACCUACAUACGCGCCGGAGCGUACUCGCGGAAACCGAGGCUGCCUUACACCCCAGGAUCAGAUGUGUCUGGGGUGGUCGUGGAAGUUGGAGAGGGCGUUGACCUUUUCAAGGCAGGCGACAGAGUCUUCACAACUGGCAGUGAGACAGGAGGCUAUGCUGAGUACAGUGUAGCUUCCGAAGACACUGUGCACAGACUGCCUGAUUCCUUGGAUUUCACACAAGGAGCUGCCAUUGGAAUCCCGUAUUUUACUGCAUAUCGAGCUCUCUUUCAAAAGGCCCAUGCCAAAGCAGGGGAAACCGUUCUUGUCCAUGGAGCAAGUGGUGGGGUGGGCAUUGCAGCAUGCCAAAUGGCCAGGGCCUUCGGGAUGAAAGUGUUAGGAACAGCGGGCACUCCGGAGGGUAUUGAGCAGGUCCUGAAGAAUGGUGCCCACCAGGCCUUCAACCACAGACAAAAAGGAUACAUUGACAAAAUCAAGGAGGCUACAAAUGGACAAGGUGUGAAUGUAAUUGUUGAAAUGCUGUCCAAUGUGAAUCUCAGCAACGACUUGGAGCUGCUGACAUAUGGGGGCCGAGUAACUAUUGUGGGCUCCCGGGGAACCAUUGAAAUCAAUCCAAGGGACACCAUGCUCAAAGAAUUAAGCAUCAUUGGAGUUGCUUUGUUCUCAUCAACCAGGGAGGAAAAGACAGAGUGUGCUGCUGCCCUCUUUGCUGGAAUGGAUGCUGGAUGGCUGAAGCCUGUUGUUGGACCUCAGUAUACUAUAGACAAGGCUGCGGAAGCCCACGAGAACAUCAUCAACAGCCCUGGAGCCACUGGAAAGAUGGUGUUGAUCAUGUGACCAUGAUAUCGUUUACUGGCCAUGUGAUUCUCAGUUUUACCUUGUGCAGUAAAUCAAAGCCUCAAAGGCAAGACAUUUACAGAGUAUUAACUGAACUGAAAUCACUGAAUAAAAGCA
Scleropages formosus (Asian bonytongue) is the source of this 1384-nucleotide messenger RNA. It is a transcript of the gene cryz, whose product is annotated as crystallin, zeta (quinone reductase). Bases 185 to 1267 code for a protein of 360 amino acids. Gene Ontology annotation, molecular function: quinone reductase (NADPH) activity; NADPH binding; zinc ion binding. NCBI's taxonomy places the organism in Eukaryota, Metazoa, Chordata, Actinopteri, Osteoglossiformes, Osteoglossidae. Gene Ontology annotation, cellular component: cytosol. The record is from RefSeq and is a predicted model, not a curated record. The transcript has 10 exons.